This is a messenger RNA of Cucurbita maxima (winter squash), 2047 nucleotides long. Its product is annotated as protein NRT1/ PTR FAMILY 3.1. NCBI's taxonomy places the organism in Eukaryota, Viridiplantae, Streptophyta, Magnoliopsida, Cucurbitales, Cucurbitaceae. The record is from RefSeq and is a predicted model, not a curated record. The coding region runs from base 153 to 1901 and encodes 582 amino acids. The transcript is spliced from 4 exons. Gene Ontology annotation, molecular function: transmembrane transporter activity. Gene Ontology annotation, biological process: oligopeptide transport; transmembrane transport. Gene Ontology annotation, cellular component: plasma membrane.
AGGAGCUGCAAAAUUUGUAUUCAUCUCUGUUCUGAAGAUUUGUGAAGAGUGUAAAAUGUUGUGAUAACGAUGAGGUGCCUAUAAACAGGGAGAGCUCCCCAUAAGCCAUUUCCACCACCACUGCCCAAACGCCUUCGAGGAAGAACCCAACAAUGGAGGAGCAGCAAAGCACUAGAAACCAUGUGGAAAGGAAGAAGGGCGGCCUUAUUACUAUGCCCUUCAUCUUCGCUAAUGAGAUCUGCGAGAAGAUUGCUGUGGUUGGUUUUAAUACCAACAUGAUAAGCUACUUGACCAAGCAGCUCCAUAUGCCAUUAACCAAAGGAGCCAAUACCAUCACCAACUUCAAUGGAACCGCCAGCUUGACGCCCCUCAUCGGAGCCUUCAUCGCCGACUCAUACGUCGGCCGCUUCUGGACCAUCACUGUCGCCUCUAUCCUCUACCAGAUUGGAAUGAUAAGCCUGACGACGUCGGCGGUGGUGCCUGGACUGAGGCCGCCGCCGUGCAAGGGCGGAGAAAUCUGCGAAGAAGCCAGCGGCAAGCAGUUGGGAAUACUAUACUUUUCUCUGCUGCUAACGGCGCUGGGGUCAGGGGGGAUCCGGCCGUGCGUGGUGUCGUUUGGGGCAGACCAGUUCGAUGAGUCGGAUCCAAAGCAAGGGAAGAAGACGUACAAAUACUUCAACUGGUAUUAUUUCGCGAUGGGGGCUUCGAUGCUGGUGGCGGUGACGGUGCUGGUGUACGUGCAGGACAACAUAGGGUGGGGUUGGGGAUUUGGAAUUCCCACCAUCGCUAUGUUCCUUUCCAUUAUCACGUUCGUUUUGGGGUACUCGAUUUACAGGCACUUGGACCCCUCUGGCAGCCCCUUUACACGGCUGCUCCAAGUGAGCGUUGCAGCGUUUAGGAAAAGGAAACUCGAAAUGGUUCCUAAUUCCACCUUGCUUUAUCAAAAUCAUGACAUUGAUGACCCAAUUUCUCGCGAUGGCAAGCUUCUCCAUACCAAUCAUAUGCGAUUUCUGGACAAAGCAGCCAUAGUGACAGAACAAGACAAGGUGAAAGUGGGGGAAAAACCCAAUCUUUGGAAUCUAAACACAGUCCACCGAGUGGAAGAGCUGAAAUCCGUAAUCCGAAUGGGUCCAAUUUGGGCCUCUGGAAUCAUCCUAAUCACAGCCUAUUCCCAACAGUACACGUUUUCACUCCAACAGGGCACAACCAUGGACAGAAGACUCACAGAUUCCUUCAAAAUCCCAGCCGGCUCUAUGAGCGUUUUCACUCUUCUCACAAUGCUCAUAACCAUCGCCUUAUACGACCGCAUCUUCAUCCCCAUCGCCCGCCGCUUCACAGGCCUCGACCGCGGCAUUACCUUCCUCAAGCGCAUGGGCAUCGGUCUUGUAAUCUCAAUCUUCGCCACAUUGGUAGCUGGCUUCGUUGAGAGAAAGCGCAAGCAUGUGGCCUUUAUUCACGGCCUUCAAGAUCACCCCUCCUCCACCAUCCCCAUUUCCAUCUUCUGGCUUGUCCCCCAAUACAGCCUCCAUGGCAUGGCCGAGGCUUUCAUGUCCAUUGGCCAUCUCGAGUUCUUCUAUGAUCAGUCCCCUGAGAGCAUGAGGAGCACUGCUAUGGCUCUGUUUUGGACAUCCAUUUCGGCUGGGAAUUAUUUGAGCACCCUUUUGGUUACGUUGGUGCAUAAGUACACCGCUGGCCCCAAUGGGUACAAUUGGCUGAGGAAUGAUAAUAUUAAUAAGGGGAAGUUGGAAAACUUCUAUUGGUUAGUUACCCUUUUGCAGGUUUUUAAUCUUGUUUAUUACGUAGUUUGUGCCAAGAUGUAUACUUUUAAGCCUUUGGAGGUUCAAAGGAAGGUUGUGGAUAGCUCUAAGGUGGAUGAAGUUCAACUUGUGAACCCGGUUUAGUUUCAUUGAUGUUGAGUAGUCGUUGCUAGUGUUUUUGCAUAGUACGUGCUAUAGUGGAGAAAAUAUAUAAGUUUCAUGCUUCCAACGACUUAUGUUAUAUAGUCGGUCAAUAGUAGAGUGAAUAAGACACUAAGGAUCAUUUCAAA